Messenger RNA from Patiria miniata (bat star), 4645 nucleotides. RefSeq lists its product as uncharacterized. The transcript is spliced from 12 exons. The record is from RefSeq and is a predicted model, not a curated record. The coding region runs from base 596 to 4369 and encodes 1257 amino acids. Lineage: Eukaryota; Metazoa; Echinodermata; Asteroidea; Valvatida; Asterinidae.
UUAAAAAAGGGGGGAAAGACAGGCUUGUUUUAAGUUCGAUCCUUUUUAUAUUCAAAAAGCAAGCCUUUUAGACGGACAGACAAUCUCGCACCCAUGACAAUCGGGCAGUACGCUACCAUUCGACACUAUACAAUUAAGAACGCGUAGAAAUGAAGUAGACUCCGGGAACAAGGCUGGUCCUCGACAGACGUCUCUAGCUCUCAAAUCCGGAAGUCCAUGCUCAGUAUACACUGGCACGUGAACAAGUAAACGCAAUUCGCAACUAAUCAACACGAUCAAAAGAAAACUCAGAAAAAUGAUUACCACUAACCGAUUCACCCAAGUUACUUUUUAUGAAAACCUUCAAUGUUGAGCCUGCUUUUGUCAUCAAUCGGGCGAGAAAGAAGAGAAAGAUCGGCGGACGAAAGUUUCAAUAAAUCGUGUCACAACACGUACACACGACGUACCACAGCCACACGCCAAUGACAUCCUAGUCACAUCCACACAAAUUUACAAUGCUUUAACGCUUGCGGCGUAGCACUCACUAGCAGUGCACGUAAACUAUUGGAAAUUCCUUGUUGCAAGCGAGAAGUUGAACGUUAUCUGUUCCGAUCCUAUGGGAGCAAUGGGUUCCUUUUUUAAUGGUGGAUCCCGAAAAAAACCGCGCUAUGAGCGUCUUCCACUUGAUACCUUCUUUCCAUCGGGCUCGACCAUAACAAGAACGCAUGAGCACCACGAUGAUCUUGAUGAAGACAACCUUUUGUUUGACUUGGACAACCAGGGUAGCCAGAAUGGCCGUCUAUUGCCGGCCAAGAAUGGAUAUGACUCGGAGGAGGAAAUCGAGUUCUACAAGGACACUCGCAGGUCUCGGGACCGGAGGAAUAGUCCACCUUCCUCAUGCUGCUGCCUUGUCUGUCUGCUCGUUGUGCUUGUCGUUGUUGCGCUGCUCUUUUGUGCUCUGUACUUGAUAAGACCUAGGGCACAAAACACAGUGGGACUGGGAUGGACAUCUUCCACUUAUGAAUAUGCCACAGAGACUGCAAUGCGUCUCUACGACGUCAACCAAGAUGGCAUCGAGGAUGUUAUUCUUGGGGCAGCCGUCACAUCCUCAUUAAAGGACAUAGAGAGCGAAAUCGAAUUCUGCAGAAAACAUGAUAUGAAGUAUCCAUGUGCGGGACUGAUCAUGGCAUUAGAUGGACGCAAUGGCACCAGACUAUGGACUAUAUAUACCGAAGUGGAAGUAUUUGCCAUUCAGUGUGGGAAACUAGACAUCAAUCAAGAUGGCCAUAUGGACUGUGUAGCGGCCGGACGUAUGGCCACACUGCAUGGUAUUGAUCCAAUUAAAGGUGUGAUUCUGUGGUCAGCCGAUCCCAGCGUGACCAAUCCUCAUUUCAACUUCUACCAAGGUCAAGUUGUACCCGAUAUGGAUCAAGAUGGCGUCCAAGAUUUUGUGGUGACUCACGGUGGCGACACCAGGUUCUCCGAAAAGGAAUUGGAUAGGCCAGCAGGAAGGCUGCUCCUCCUGUCGGGCAAGACUGGACGAAGCCUGGGCAGAUAUCUGUCCUUACCUGAUGAGCAUGAGACCUACUCAGCUAUAACACUCUACACAAGGCACAACGGAGCUGUCUACUUGCUGUUUGGAUCAGGGGGUGAAACUAUUGCAGGUUCACUAUGGACCAUCUCCCUGCGAGACUUGUACUGCUACGUGAUGUCAAUAACAACGUGCAGUGCCAACAGUCUGUCCCACGUGACUCACUUGCAAAGUAAGGGAUAUGAAGAGAGUUGGGGAACGCCUGUACAGACUCUAUCAAGCGGUGUCAAUGAGAUUAUCAGGAGUGAUUCCAGCAAGGGUGUGACUGUUCCCACGGAGCUGGUAGACAUGAACAACGACGGCAUAGAUGACCUGGUCGUGUUUAUGUACAACAGCACCAUCACAGUGCUGAACGGGCUCAACCUGGAGGUCAUCUGGUCAACCGGCAGCCGGUUUGUCGAGUUUGAGACCUACAGCAAUCCUGCACCAGGCUAUUUCAAUGACGACGACACCGUUGAUCUCAUGGUGCGAUUGAGCAAGGGGACAUGGCCCGAGUUCAAGUCUACCUACGUCUACAUCCUGGAUGGCAGAAAUGGAGAGAUUCUCUGGUACCUCAAAACCCCCAGCAUCGGCCCCGUCAUGUCCUCACCCCUCACCCUCCAGUCCUAUGGUCGGAAAGAUGCCUUCAUAUUCUGGGCACAGGGGCUCAGCGGCGAGAUCACGGGAGAAGAGUUGGAGCCCCCAGGGCACGAGAUGGGACCCGAGAUGGGAUCCGAGGUGGGACCCGAUAUGGGACCCAAUAUGGGAUCCGAGAUGGGACCCGAGGGGCGUGUGGAUUCAUCGGUUCCCCCAGGACGUCCACGUAGACACGGGGAAAUGGGCCCAGAGCAACCGUGUCUGUUGAGCACGGACGUCUUCCAUGCCGAUCUGCUAUUGGUAGACAGGGAUCUAGCUCUGAAGCCUCUACGAUUGGCGUCUAUUGAGGCUUACAAGUAUAACUACUCUCUCACUGAAGAAGACAGACUCCUCUUGAAAGAAAAAUUGCAUGAUGACCAAGAUCUUGGCGCCAUGGAAACAGUACCACCUGACACCCAUGUGACUCCUCCCAGCAAAUUGGCUCCUCUGCCUACCAAAGCAAUGGUGACCGAGGAAGAUCUAGCAAGACACGAUUUACACCGUCACAUGACUACCUCUGCUAAUGCUGUUACAACUCCAGAGGACGUAGAUCCUGUAACUGAGGCUGUGGUAUUGCCAGAGGGGCUGGAGCCAACAACUAUUGCUGCUACAAUUCCAGAGGAAAUAGGGCCAAGUACUGAGGCUGGUACGUUGCCAGAGGGGCUCGAGUCCACAAUUAAAGCUCUUACAAGUCCAGAGGGGCAGGAGUCACGGGCCGCGAUGAGUACAUCUGAAAUUAUUGAAGAAACAACUCUGAGACGAGAAGCAAUUCAGACUUCUAGUGUGAGUGAAGUUGUUCAGUUUAAUACCCCAUCUACAACUAGUUUAGUGAACGACAUUGAAACUUCAAGUGUGCAUUCAACCAAUGAAAUUUUCAGUACAGGUUCUGACAAUAUUACACCCAUGAGUACAAAUAGUGAAACAACAACAAAAACAUUAGAAACAACAGUCAGUGGGGUAUCUACGACUUCUGAAACAACCGGCACUCCAAGAGAAGAAAUUACAACAGUGAGUAUGCCAGAAACUACAACACCACUUGAUCUCUCAACAAACUUGCUUGAAGUGACAACAGAGGGCUCACAGACUGCUACAGAAACUGCUACAUCACCAGAUGUCAAUGCAUCAGCUUCGACUCUUGGAUUGGAAACAUCAAGUCUGGAAGCAACAGCUGCAAGUGAACUUGCUACACAAAGCACACAGCUCCCCACAACAGAAUUUGAAGACUAUCCGCAACAAAGUACAUCGGAAUCAGAGACUGGGACACUCUCUCUAGAUGACACUACUCCACCAAUGGAAAUCAACAGUGGUCCACAGGCUGUCAACUCCAGUAGUCCACAGGCUGUCAACUCCAGUAGUCCACAGGCUGUCAACUCCAGUAGUCCACAGGCUGUCAACUCCAGUAGUCCACAGGCUGUCAACUCCAGUAGUCCACAGGCUGUCAACUCCAGUAGUCCACAGGCUGUCAACUCCAGUAUUCCACUGGCUGUCAACUCAACUCAUACCAGUAGUUCAAAUAACAAGUCUGACACCGAUACAAAUAAACCCACUUCGUUACCUGUAAGCCAGGGCACAAACCAUAGUUCUGAGGAAUCGCACAUAGAGACAAAAGAGGAAAUCACAAAUAACAAUCAAAGUACAACACAUCUGGCCGAGCUUUUCACAGAGCUAGGUAUGGUCGCAGACCAAGAAACGUCAACACCACAAAAGCCAGAGACUCCGUCGAAGCCUGCAUUGCAGAAACAAGGAGGUACGUCAACAGCAUCAGGGCCAGAAGGGGGCAAGUUGCUACGUAGGAGGAGAGAGAUUCCUGAAAGUGACUUGUGCUUAGUCUACCAACCCAGUCUGUUUGGAACAGGUAUCAUUGGUGACUUGGACAAUGACGGCAACCUGGAUUACGUUUACGUCGAGACUCAAAUGGCCCAACUGACUGACGAGGAUUCCCACUACCUCACCACCAAGCUGAGGCUGAGAGUCCACAGGCUGGUCCUGAAGAGCGCCAUCAUGAGGCGGAAUUGGGUCAGGUUGGAGGACGACCAAGUCAUGCUGAGCGAAGGAGUCAGUAGGGAGGAGGUAGAUGUGGAAGAAUUGGAGGAGCAUUUUCGGUUUCUGCCGGCGGACAAGCAGAGCUGGACUUCCUACAUGGGGAAAAACGGGGAUGAAAAGUUUAGGAAGAAUAACAGGUGAUCUAGGUUAAUAUUGAGCAAAGAGCGUAGUAGGUUUAGUCCAAGACUGGUUUUUGAGUUUGUUCCCAAAUGCAGCUGCUCCUUGACAAGUGCCGCAGUACUACCAACAAGAGGAAUCAAGCUACAUACCGGUAAUAUCACACGUGUGAAGUAUGCUCAGAAUUUUGCGGGUCCCAGUGCCAAACUUCCCAAGACUACAUUUGAUUCAUCUUCUUGAUAGCAUCCGCUACUGCUGUGGUGUCUUGAUCAUGCUCGCUAGGGAUUGGGACCAGCUGCA